AUGAGCCGUAUAAGUCGGUUGUUAACAGGAACCGGGUUGAGUUCGAGUGAGGUAACGGAUCCUCCACUAACACCAUCUUUGCUAAAAGAUCUGUUCUUUCGGUUAGCAGCUAGGAGAAGAAGUUGGAUGGGUUUGGGUGAUGCUAGAAAGAGAAGAGAGUCAUUAGAUCCAUCUAUGGUUAAGAAUCAUGUUCAUGACAUGAAACUACAUGUUUCAAGUACAAGAAGUUAUCCUGCUGCUUCUCCUUCUCUUUCUGUGAGGAGCUGUGGAGUGAUAGAGGAGAAUUCAAGUGGUAGAACAAGAAGAAGAGAUGGUGUGGCUUCACCAUCUCCAAAGUGGGCUAAAAGCUUAAGCUAUGGUAGUGGAACUGGAAGUAGUAAGAGUAAGAGCCUUCUUCUUCCACCUAGACGCAACACCCUUCUUGAAUCCUCAGAUUCUAUCUCAAGGAAAAGAAGAUGGAAAGAGACAGAGAUUCUCUGGAACUCACUUCCUCCCAAAGUUGUUAACCUUACUGAUAGCUUUUUGAUCAAGAAAUCAGUUUGA
Eruca vesicaria subsp. sativa (arugula) is the source of this 543-nucleotide messenger RNA. The record is from the annotation of a GenBank genome assembly. NCBI's taxonomy places the organism in Eukaryota, Viridiplantae, Streptophyta, Magnoliopsida, Brassicales, Brassicaceae.